ACUCGAUUGCCAUCUAUUCUGCUCAACCCAAAUCGUUAAAGAUGGCAAAAUUCGCAAUUGCUUUGUGCCUCCUGGUCGCUUCAACCGGUAUUCAAGGCUCGAGUCUUCUCACUACUUUGGAGAAUGCGGCAAGUGCUGUAGCCUCGACUAUGUCGAUAUCAGCCGUAGCUUCCGCAAUUGAUUCGGAAGUGAGCAGUUUGACUUCCUCCACUAGCUCAAGUUCUAUUUUAUCUGUUAUUACUUCGACGUCUACCUCGGGAAUAACGACUUUCGUCACCGAAGUUGAGACGAUUUUUAGCGAAAUGGAAACUGCAUUCCAAUCUCUUUUGACCGAAGCCACAUCAAUAGAAAGUGUAGCUAACGCAACUAUCGUAUCCGCGACGAGUGAAAUUGCAACAGUUGUUGAAUCGUAUUCCAAUUCGAAUGUUGACUUGAGCUCGUGUACUACCGUGGUUACGGAAUUUGAAAUACUUGCCGCUAGUGCAAUGAAUGAAACAACUGUCUGCGCCAGUACCUAUAUAACUGACAUAACUACUGAUUAUGAGGAAACAGUAUCUGCGAUGGCAGAUCUCUUAGAAGAUCUGUAUGAUAUGGCAAAAGAAGCGAACUCAUGCAGUAUAGACGAUUUCUUUACUUACAUUUCAUGUAUGGCAGAGGCGGUUGCUGAUUUGUCAACGACGGCUGCCACUGACUUUGCGACCGUGAUGGCCGACGCGGCCACUCUUAUGACAGAGAUGAGCGAAGUCGAGACAAAAUUAGAAUCAUGUGGCAUUUCGUCUGCGGUGUCGACGCUUCAGGAUAAUUUAGUCACAUACAUAGCAGAGUACGCAGAAUGUGCAGAGGCGUUGGGUGCCACUGCUACAGAAUAAACUUCUUUACAAGUUAUAUGCUCAAUAACGAUAUUAGAUCGAACGUAGUGUAUAUGUAUUCAAGUCGGAUAAUAAAACAUAAUGUCAUUGCAA
Molecule: messenger RNA, 962 nt
Organism: Diprion similis
Lineage: Eukaryota; Metazoa; Arthropoda; Insecta; Hymenoptera; Diprionidae
Product: bypass of stop codon protein 1-like
Exons: 6
Coding region: 42-869 (275 amino acids)
Source: RefSeq, a predicted model, not a curated record